This is a messenger RNA of Drosophila grimshawi, 4190 nucleotides long. It is a transcript of the gene Ndae1, whose product is annotated as sodium bicarbonate cotransporter 3. Gene Ontology annotation, molecular function: solute:inorganic anion antiporter activity; monoatomic anion transmembrane transporter activity; sodium:bicarbonate symporter activity. Gene Ontology annotation, cellular component: plasma membrane. Gene Ontology annotation, biological process: transmembrane transport; monoatomic anion transport; regulation of intracellular pH. Bases 196 to 3996 code for a protein of 1266 amino acids. The transcript is spliced from 13 exons. The record is from RefSeq and is a predicted model, not a curated record. Lineage: Eukaryota; Metazoa; Arthropoda; Insecta; Diptera; Drosophilidae.
GAUAAAUAGCAAAUUGAUCCGAGCGACAAGCAAUUGGACAAAUAUUGUGCCUAUCUACGGCAAUCGCAUAGUUCGGUUUGGACUGCAUCAAUAAUCAUCAAGUAAUAAGCAAAUCGAACGCGCAAUUCUAAAAACGAUACGCGAUCGUGUGUUUUGUCGGUGUCAAAAUCCAUAUCUAAGUCAAAUCCCCAGAGUAUGGCCAACAAUUAUGAAGAAGAAACGCCUUGGAACAUGAACUCCUCAAGCGGUGACGAUGAGGCACCAAAAGAUCCCCGAACCGGUGGUGAGGACUUCACUCAGCAAUUUACAGAAAACGAUUUUGAGGGACACCGUGCACAUACCGUUUAUGUGGGCGUACACGUGCCAGGAGGACGACGCCAUUCUCAGCGACGCCGCAAGCAUCACCACAGUGGACCCGGGGGAGGCGUUGUUGCAGCAGCAGCGGGUGCGGCAGCUGCUGGUGGCACUGCCACUAGCAGAAGCAGCAUCAGUGACAAGCAACAGGAAGUGGAGCGUCCAGCGACGCCGCCCGCACAACGUGUACAGUUUAUAUUGGGCGAGGAUGUGGACGAUGGCUCGCAUGUUUCGCAUCCUCUCUUCUCCGAGAUGGGCAUGCUGGUGAAGGAAGGCGAUGAAAUUGAAUGGAAGGAAACAGCUCGCUGGAUUAAGUUCGAGGAGGAUGUCGAAGAGGGUGGCAACCGCUGGUCCAAGCCGCAUGUGGCAACACUCUCGCUGCACUCGCUCUUCGAGCUGCGUGGCCUCCUCCUCAAUGGCAGCGUCAUGCUGGACAUGGAGGCCAGCAAUCUGGAGCUUGUCGCCGACUUGGUUUGCGAUCAAAUGGUCAACAGUGGCACCCUGCCCGCCGACGUCAAGGAUAAGGUGAAGGAUGCACUGUUGCGUCGUCAUCGGCAUCAGCACGAGUAUGCGAAGAAGUCGCGUCUACCAAUCAUUCGCUCCCUGGCAGACAUGCGCAAUCAGUCGUCAUCAAAAACUGACAUGGGCGCUAUUGGCGUUACCACCUGGUUCCAUGCGGGUGCCUCGCCCUCGCAUGCCCCGUCGUCCAGCGCACAAGGACAAGCGACACAGCAACAGCCAACGACGACCCAAUUGCCAAUUGAAGAGCAGUCUGGCAACACUUUAAUGGCAACCACGCCGCUAUCGGUAACCGCCAGCGAGCCCGGACCCCCCGGCAAUACCAAUGGCAGUAGCAAUGCCCUAGGAAUGGGAAUGGGAAUGGGAAUGGGACGUUUUCUAACUGUGCCCGGCAAACCCAGCAGCAAGGCGCUUGAGGAUAUGGUGAAGAGUCCCAGCAGCCAAUCGAUGGCCAGGCAGACCAGCGGCACAGAGCUCGCCGAACAGCAACACAAGGGUAACACGAAUUUCAUGCGCAAAAUACCACCAGGAGCGGAAGCAAGCAACAUUCUAGUGGGCGAGGUGGACUUCCUGGAGCGCACCCUCUCGUGCUUCAUACGUCUAAGCCAGGCGGCUGUCAUGGGCGAUCUGACCGAGGUGCCAGUACCAACCAGAUUUAUUUUCAUACUGCUGGGUCCACCGGGCAGCCAGAGUAACUUCCAUGAGAUUGGACGUGCCAUGGCCACACUGAUGUCGGAUGAAAUCUUCCAUGAGGUAGCAUAUAGGGCACGCAAGCGAGACCAUUUGCUCGCUGGCGUGGAUGAGUUUUUGGAUGCGGUUACAGUAUUACCACCAGGCGAAUGGGAUCCAACAAUACGCAUUGAGCCGCCAGCGGCAAUACCAUCGCAAGAGGUGCGCAAGCGGCCACCAGAGCUGCUCAAGGAGGAGAUCGACGAGGAGGAGGAGGAGCAGCGCUUGCGUGAAGAGUCUGGUCUCUCGCGAUCGGGUCGCCUCUUUGGCGGCCUUAUCAAUGACAUUAAGCGUAAGGCGCCCUGGUAUUGGAGCGAUUAUCGCGAAGCCCUCUCCAUGCAGUGUGUGGCCUCGUGGAUCUUUUUGUAUUUCGCCUGCCUGUCGCCCAUCAUUACGUUCGGUGGCCUACUCUCCGAGGCGACGGGCAAGAACAUGGCGGCCAUGGAAUCCCUCGUCUCUGGAUUUGUUUGUGGCAUGGGUUAUGGUUUCUUUUCCGGACAGCCGUUAACAAUAUUAGGUUCCACUGGUCCAGUGCUGGUCUUCGAGUCCAUUGUCUAUGAGUUCUCGAUGGCUCAAGGCUGGGACUAUAUGACAUUCCGUUUUUGGAUCGGCAUGUGGGUCGCAGUCAUUUGUGUCACCUUGGUUGCAAUCGAUGCCAGCGCCCUUGUCUGUUACAUAACACGCUUCACCGAGGAGAAUUUUGCCACACUUAUCGCAGUGAUCUUCGUGUACAAGGCCAUCGAGAAUGUGGUCGUUAUUGGCAAGACGUUCCCCGUCAACCAAGGCAUCUACGAUUGCAUCUGCACACCACCGUUGCAGAGCAAUGCCAGCGUCUUGGAGUUUGCCAAGUACAAAUGGGACUCUUGUGAGUUCUACAAUGGUACUUUGACGGGUCUAGAUUGUGGCAAGCCACCCACCGAGAACGUAUUCCUUAUGUCCGUGGUUUUAUGCAGCGGCACUUUCAUCUUUUCCACCGUACUCAAGGAGUUCAAGAAUGCCUUGUUCUUCCCAUCCAUUGUGCGCCAGUAUAUCAGUGACUUUUCCGUACUGAUUGCCAUCUUUUCGAUGACCUUCUUUGACUACUCGCUGGGUGUGCCCACACAGAAACUUGAGGUGCCCCAUGAGUUGAAGCCCACGUUGAGCACACGUGGUUGGCUUAUACCGCCAUUUAGCGAGAGGAAUCCUUGGUGGUCACAACUCAUAGCUGUAUUUCCAGCAAUGCUGGGCACCAUUCUCAUCUUUAUGGAUCAGCAAAUUACGGCUGUGAUUGUCAAUCGCAAGGAGAACAAGUUGAGGAAGGGCUGUGGCUAUCACUUGGAUCUGUUUAUUCUCUCCGGCCUAAUUGUCAUUUGCAGUGUGAUGGGUUUGCCCUGGUUCGUAGCUGCUACGGUGCUGAGCAUUAAUCAUGUCAACUCGCUGAAACUAGAAUCGGAGUGCAGUGCCCCUGGCGAGAAACCGCAGUUCUUGGGUGUGCGCGAGCAGCGUGUGACUCACAUCCUGAUCUUCCUGACCAUUGGCGUCUCAGUGCUGUUGACACCGCUGCUCGGUUACAUACCGAUGCCGGUACUCUUUGGGGUCUUCUUAUAUAUGGGCGUGGCCUCGCUCAAGGGUCUGCAAUUCUUCGAUCGCAUCCUUAUAAUGUUUAUGCCAGCCAAAUAUCAACCGGACUACAUGUUCCUGAGACAGGUGCCCAUUAAACGUGUGCACUUGUUUACCCUCAUUCAGUUGGCAUGUCUGAUUAUUCUCUGGCUAAUUAAGAGCUUCUCGCAGACAUCCAUUUUGUUCCCGCUGAUGUUGGUGGUUAUGAUUGGCAUACGGAAAUCCCUCGACUUUGUGUUUACGCGACGUGAGCUGAAAAUCCUUGAUGAUAUCAUGCCGGAGAUGACGAAACGUGCGGCGGCGGAUGAUCUGCAUCAAUUGGACGCUGAGGACAACCAUCAUCAGAAUCAGCAACCGCCACCCGGUACGGGUGCCACCUACAAUACCAAUCCUGCAGGUCCCGGUUCGGGUGCUACAACUAUACACAUUCCGUUAUCGGGCAACAAAAUGGGCAGCAAUGCUGCGGCAGCUAUGCCACCGGAAGUGAAUAGAACAACUGUCUGGCAACAGAUCAACAAGGAUGGCACCUCCGAGCAACUGAUCAUACCCGUCACCGUUAAAGUGCGUCAAAUCAAUGGCAAUCAUUCCUCGACAAAUGCUGCCCUCUCGCCACGCCUAUCGCCCAUGCACGAGGCCGAUGAGCAUAAUGAGACCCCUAACAAAACGAUGACAACAUCUACAACAACGCUGUCGGCGAUGCAACAGCAGAAUACGAGCAGCUGCAAGGAGGCGGCUGCCAAGCUCGAAGGUGUCGUGGUCAACACUCAGACCCCAGCCAAUAUAACACCCGUCUAAGUGUUAUACUAUUACUACCCAACUACCUAAACUAGCACACCAUAUGGUGUUAGAGAGAGUCCACAGAAGGCGUAGAAAAAAUGCACAAUUUUCAUAAAUAGAUAAUUCCAGAACGGGACUUCAAGAAUAGCAUACAAUUAGCGAAACUAUGAAUGUGGAAUUCUACAUACCAGUAUCAUAACUAAAUAUAUAUA